AAUGUCUGUUCUGUCCAAGGUCAGUGAACCAAUAUAAAACGAAAGUACUUGAAACAUGGUGGGAAUGUCCGUAUAAUAUAGUGUUGGUAAAGGUUGACAAUGCACUGAAGAUGGCAACCAUAGCAAAUUCCAACUUUUUGAAAUAUUCGAGAUAUUUUCCAAAUCAUCUUGAGUAUGCAAGCCAAGUACCUAGAGAUUGGCCGGAAAAAAGAAGGCAAAAGAAGCCGAAGAUAAUAAAAAAUUAUGUACUCUGUUUGGAGAAUCUAGAACAUAUAGACAUCCCUCCGAAAAGCAAGUCUAAAGAACCUACUUACAGAAAACGGAAAAAGCAUCCAAUAGCUACAACAUCUGCCAGUCAAACAGACGGAUGCGAUGCCAUACAAACAUAUACACAAACAGAUGAUAAGAUUCUGCAUGAAAUGGCAACUCAGACUGAGGAUGAAGAUGUUCCAGAUAGCCCAAAGAGAGUUGUGGAGGAACUUCAACAGAUUCCCACAUUUGAGCUUAUGGAACAUGCACAACAGUCCUCGGCAGGGGUUAUACAAGAUGGACAGCCAUCACCAAAAGACAUUUGGGGUAAUUUGAAGACUUUUGGAGAGCCAAGAAUAGUUGUAUCUGUGAUAGGUGCUUAUAAUGAAUGUACGCAAACGUAUGAGUGGGCUGAUCACUUGCUUUUAAAGAAUGCAAUUGCGCAUGUCGCAAGAUAUUCAGGAAGAUGUGGGUUUUUAUUUAAUGAGAAAAACACAGAUUUUGUAAACAGUGUUGUUAGCAGAAGUUGUGUUAUGAAAGGUUUAUCACAAAAAUAUGGAUACACCUCAAUGCAUUUUUCUGACAGAUUAAAGGAACACAAAACAACAGACGAACAGCAUACAGGUUAUUCAAGUGAACACUUUAAAGAUCUUCUGGAACUUGAAAAGUACAUCAACUCAGAAGGUCGGGUAUUGUUUGAAGAAGGCGAAAAGGAAUCUAAAAUGUUGUCAAAUAUUCGAGUACCGGUGUCUUUAUUGGUGCUGAAUGGUGAUUUAGACACACUUGAUCAUGUUAUGAGAGCAAUAUAUAGUGAUAUAUCAGUGGUGGUUGUGAAAGGAACUGGUGGGGCUGCUGACCUGAUUGCUUUAUGCCUGGAAGACUUUUCAAAACUGAAGAAGGAAUUACCGAUAAUGAUAACAAGACGUUUCACGAAAGAACAUUUUAACAACAUACUGGAAGUUUUCCAAAUGAUCAUUGAAAAGGAUUGGAUGAUUUCAAUAUUUGACAUCAAAGUUGAGGAACAUGAUAGACUAUGGGAAAGAAUUACUGAUGGAAUAAUCAGAGCAUGGUCCUUUGAAGAAAAACAUGUUGAGGAAGUUAUGAUGACUAAAUAUCUUUCUUUGAACGGUGGAGAAUAUAUCUCAAAGUAUGUUGCGAACAUUGAUGGUCUCACCAGGAGAGAACUGUUUGCUGGCUACAGUUUAGAUGACCCAAAUUCGAAGACAAAUACAAAAGGCAAAAACCGCCAAGAUGUAUUUGCCACUUCUUUUCAUGCUGGUAAGACCGAUAUGAUGGAUCAGAUACUUAACAGUGACGAAAAAUUCUCAAUGACAAAAAGUACCUUCCAUGGAUUAUGGAAGCAGGAGAUAGCAGCAGAAGAUGACAAGAUACUGCAGAGUGUGUGUCCGAGUGAUAUAGAAGAUCCGAACGCACCUUUAUAUAUAGCGGACGAACUCCUCAAAGGCCUUUGUUGUUCUAAAAUUGGAAUGAUUACAUGCUGCAAACGCUGCAGGAAAAAAGACAAAGGAGACAAUAGUGACAACAUUUCAGACACGGUGCCAACAAAUGAGACAUUGCUAGUUGCUGUAUUGUUAAAUAAAACACAAAAGGCAGCUGCAUUAUGGCACCAGUUUGAUAAUCCAAUGAUGACAGCCCUGAUUUCAAGCAUGUUUCUUACCUCUUUGGCAAACAUUGCGGAAGAAAAGUUUGAGGAAAACCGCCAGAAUCAAUACCAGUCUCAUGCAAAGUUAUUUUUAUCACGAGCCGUUCUUCUGUUGGAAAAAAUGUUUACUGACGAUGAACAAAUGGCUAUAGAGGCUCUUGAUAACGUCUGUGAUGUGUGGGGCAAUAUUGAAAGUCCCCUCCACUUCGGACACCAAUUCAAUAUAGAGGAAUUCAUAUCUCACUCUUCCAAUCAGAAAGAUGCAAGCAAAAGAUUGUUUGCGUAUAACGUAGUUUCAGUUGAAGACAUCCAUUUAGAUAUAGAACAUGAACCAGGGACUACAAAUGCUCCACCACGGGAACAAAAAGUGACACCUACAACCAGUAUUUACUCGAUUACUAUUAGUGGGUGGUUUUCAUUUAUAAAGAACCACUGGAGAAAAAAAUCUAUGCUAACAAUUGUUACAGCACCUGUUACAAAAAUAGUUAUCCAUCUACAAUUUUUCAUCGCGGCUUUAAUGAUGUUUAGCUAUUUCCUUACUCAGGACCUGCAACCUGGUUCAAUAAAUCUACUAGAAGGUUUGAUCUUCAUAUACAUGUUGGGUGAUUUAUUAGAGGAAAUAUGGAGCAUGAUUCGUCCGCAAAAGGAUUGCCACUGGUCACCACAGAGAAUAUUUCUUCACAUAUUUGAUAUUUGGAACAUUUUGGAUUUUUUGUGCUUCAUAUUGUACAUACUUGGAUUUUGCAUGCAUAUUUUGGACUCAGAUUUGAUAGCACAUACAAGGCGAAUUUACAGUAUAGCAUUGUUUAUCAUGUUUCUUCGACUAUUAAAUUUUCUGUUAUUGUCUAAACGGUUUGGUAUAAUCAUAAUCAUGGUGAAAGAAAUGCUUGUGGAUUUGAUGCAGUAUUUGGUAAUACUUACCAUCCUUAUAUUUGCUGCUGGCGUUGUGUAUCAUGCCAAUGUUUACCCAAGCCAUACAAUCGCUGGACCCAAAAAUAUUGAGUAUUUGAGAACAUGGACAAUUCUUCAAAUUCCAUACUGGCAGGUUUAUGGCGAACUAUUUAUGGAUACAUUAGAAGGCAAUGACGAUGCAGGUUGCAAGGAUGACGCUACAAAUUGUGCAACAGGAGAUUGGAUAACACCAGUAAUUGCUGCUGUUUAUAUGAUGUUAACAAACUGGUUGUUGUUGAAUAUUGUUAUAGCUAUGUUCAGUGCACGAUUUAAGGAAAUUCGAAAAAAAUCCGAACAGAAAUGGCGUUACUAUCGACAUUCAGUUAUAAUUGAUUUUGAAGAUAGAAUACCUUCACCACUCAAUUUUCCAUUUAGAAUUUUCAGUUUCUUAUGGUACACUACAAAAUGUCCAUGUUGUCCAUGUUAUAAGAAAACUAUAAAAGGUGACAGGAGUGAUAUGUUGAAGAAGGAACGCCAAUUUGCUAAGGAAAUAAUAGCAGAAGAAAAACUUUAAAGACAACUCAAGAAAUGUUUCCCUCUUAAAAUGGAUAUUUCUAUUACAGUAAAAUAUAAAAUUAUGACUUCGAUUUCAUUUCUAGAAUUACUGCAAAUCAUGUUGCAUAUUAAAUUUGGAACUUACUCAAA
Messenger RNA from Mytilus californianus (California mussel), 3508 nucleotides. RefSeq lists its product as uncharacterized. Gene Ontology annotation, biological process: monoatomic cation transmembrane transport. Gene Ontology annotation, cellular component: membrane. NCBI's taxonomy places the organism in Eukaryota, Metazoa, Mollusca, Bivalvia, Mytilida, Mytilidae. The record is from RefSeq and is a predicted model, not a curated record. The transcript is spliced from 31 exons. Gene Ontology annotation, molecular function: monoatomic cation channel activity. Bases 111 to 3377 code for a protein of 1088 amino acids.